UUAAACCCGCCGCAGAAGCAGCCGCUGUGGUGCUCAAGAUGGCGGACACGUGUGGUCAGGUUUUACUGGGCUCAGGGCUCACUGUGCUGUCCCACCCGCUCAUGUACAUCAAAGUCCUCAUCCAGGUCGGACACGAGCCGCUGCCGCCGACUCUGGGCAGAAAUCUGUUUGGUCGACAGGUGUACCAGCUGCCCGGGCUGUUUGCUUAUGCAAAACACAUAAUAAAGAUCGAUGGAAAGGCCGGUCUCUUCAAAGGCCUCGUUCCAAGACUGUGCGCCGGGACCUUUGGCACAGUGGUGCACAGCCAAGUGGUGCAGAAAUGCCACGAGAACGACAAUGUCCGGCUGCCCAGCGGUCCACAGAAAGCUCCAGCUGGAUCCUUGGAGCACGUCGUUAAUGAGACGACCAAAGAGAUGAUCGCUCGCUCCUGCGCUACCGUCGUCACACAUCCUUUUCACGUGAUAACUUUAAGAUGUAUGGUGCAGUUCAUCGGGAGGGAAACAAAAUACAGUGGAAUCUUUGACUCCGUUAUCACAAUCUACAGAGAAGAGGGCAUCCUGGGGUUCUUUGCUGGGCUGAUUCCUCGUCUGCUCGGAGAUGUUCUGUCUCUUUGGAUUUGUAACAUGUUGGCUCAUUUUAUCAACACAUACGCCAUCGACGACUCUAUGAGUCACACAGGAGAAAUUAAGAACUGCUCUCAGGCUGUGACCGGGUUCUUUGCCAGUAUGCUCACGUACCCCUUCGUUUUGGUGUCUAACCUCAUGGCUGUCAAUAACUGCGGACUUGCUGGAGGUCUUCCCCCUUAUGCUUCAGUAUAUCCCACUUGGGUCGACUGCUGGAGGCAUCUAAGCAGAGAGGGCAACAUGAGCAGAGGAAACAGUUUAUUUUUCCGCAAACUUCCCGCAGGAAAGACGUACGCUCUGGAGCAGAAGAGAUUUUUUUAAACCCAACCAUCGGGAUCAUUGUUUAAACGCACUAAAAAAACAAAAUCAACAUUUUUGCCUAAUACUCGGUUUGGCACUUAAGUCUUGUUUUGUAUGCACUCGUUUCUUAUGUCUUUUAUUUACACCAUCCCAUCAAUGUUCGGCUGAAUAACGACGAUUAACUUUUAUUACAUGUCAGAAAAUAUCUAAGUGCCCCCAUAUUUUUAUAUAGAAACCAUGGACUAAUCAUAUGGCGAGACGUCUUGGAAAACCCCAGUCUGCAUGUGAUCUGCUAAUAGACAUGUUAAAAUGGCGAUAACGCAAAUGUAGACAGGACCUUGUUGUACGAUUUUUGUCUGGUUAAAUGUUAAUUAUUGUAGCUCCCCCUGCUGAGUGGAGGCUGGAGCGGGUGGAGAGAUGUGGGGUAAUGGUUGUGGAGCAUGUGUGAUGUGGAGACGCCUGAACCUCUUCAUAUAGUCAAGUGCUUGUACGAACUGACUGACCCAAUAAAUAAUGCUUUUUUUGCA
Periophthalmus magnuspinnatus is the source of this 1450-nucleotide messenger RNA. RefSeq names its product mitochondrial carrier homolog 2 (gene mtch2). The transcript is spliced from 13 exons. The record is from RefSeq and is a predicted model, not a curated record. Gene Ontology annotation, cellular component: mitochondrion; membrane. Bases 39 to 944 code for a protein of 301 amino acids. NCBI's taxonomy places the organism in Eukaryota, Metazoa, Chordata, Actinopteri, Gobiiformes, Gobiidae. Gene Ontology annotation, biological process: positive regulation of apoptotic process.